GCAUGUCUAUUAUUUCCAUCAAUUAGUUCAAAAAUAACAUUCAUUGAGUACGGAGGCUUAAAACAUAUAAUCUCAAAAGAUGUUGCUAAAAUGUAUUCCCUUACUUUUGCUGGCCCAGAUUUUAAUAGUGGCAGCCAAGCCAACUCAUCCAGAGUUGUCCAAUUCCAAUGAUCCCCAGCAAAGGGAGCUGGAAAGGCAGGCUAAGGAGGAGACAGUCAAUCUCCUGAACUCCCUGUUCCGUUCUCAAAUCGCUUAUUUCACGGAGGUGAAGGCUCAAUUGAAUCCUCGAUUGAAGAGAGCCCAGGAUAUCAAUCUUUAUGUGACGCGCUUAAACCAAGCCAUUGCAGAGAAGGACAUGGACAAAAAGGAUCAAAUGUGGCUGAAUAUUUUUGAUGAGUUCAAGGGCUCCCCAUUACUUCUCAACAGGGAAUCUGAGACAGGUCUUAGCGACAUGCAAUACAAGAUCCUACUGACUGGUCAAAAACUGCAGGAUAUAUCCACAAAAUUCGUAACCGAUGUGGCCGAUUAUUUCUGGAAAAUGACCAAGAUGAGUGGAAAGGUCAUUGAUAAUACCAUCGCAAACGGUAACAAUGCAUAAAUUCCAAUAAAACACUUAUGAACCAA
Molecule: messenger RNA, 624 nt
Organism: Drosophila elegans
Lineage: Eukaryota; Metazoa; Arthropoda; Insecta; Diptera; Drosophilidae
Exons: 3
Coding region: 80-598 (172 amino acids)
Source: RefSeq, a predicted model, not a curated record